This is a messenger RNA of Alosa alosa (allis shad), 1326 nucleotides long. RefSeq names its product CMRF35-like molecule 1. Lineage: Eukaryota; Metazoa; Chordata; Actinopteri; Clupeiformes; Clupeidae. The record is from RefSeq and is a predicted model, not a curated record. Bases 8 to 1165 code for a protein of 385 amino acids. The transcript has 4 exons.
CUGUGUGAUGUGUGACAUCACAGUGAGAGGACAUGAGGGAGGAAAUGUUGUCAUCAACUGUCCAUCUCAGAAGGGCUAUGAGUCUCACAUAAAGUACCUACUGAAGGGAAAGUAUAAAGGCCGUGUUGAUGUCAUCCGGUCCGAUGGCCAGGCAGAAUGGACCCACAGAGGGAGAAUAUCUCUACAAAACAAGAAGGACAGAAACAUCUUCACCGUGACCAUCCGUAACCUGACACUAGAGGAUGCUGGGACAUAUGGGUGUGGAGUUGACAUAUGGUUUUGGAUAGAUAUUUAUACCACAGUGAAGCUCACAGUAGUGUCCAACCAUAACGCAACAACCAGAAUGCUGUCCAACACCACAGAGUCUGAGAGGCCCACACACAUCCAGUCUGAUCAAAUGUCACCUACAUCAAGCGGCCAUCUAGCUAAUCUCUCUUGGGGUCUUGUUGUUGCCGUGGUGAUAUUUGCUCUGCUGGUAGUGACUUUUAGGCUGAUGAAGAGAAAAACCGUGACAAAAUGGAAUUUUAUUCCAUCUUUAGCGUUACCCACACCUCUUUCUGGAAACAUCACAACAGACUCGUGUGUGUACUCAGAAAUACAGACUACAUCUCCGCAUGCCACUGAUGGACCCAACCAGAGUGACCAACGGAGCAGUCCAGCUUUGACAUCCAUCUACGCCCUGGCAACGCAUCCAGCUCCUGAUCAACACCCUGCCAGUGCUGAAGCAUCCAAUCAGCUCCCACAACCCACCACCUCCAACAUGCAAGCAGCCAAUCAGCUCUCUCAACCCACCAGCUCCAACAUGCACACAACCAAUCAGCUCCCUCAACCCACCAGCUCCAACAGGCAAGCAGCCAAUCAUUUUCCAACCACUGCCAGUGAUGACAUUUACUACCUGGCAACCAAUCCGAUGCCAGCUCUGCAUUCAUGUACGACUUCAGCAACCAAUCAGCACUGUGAGUCUGGCCCUGCCACUGCUGCCACUGACAGUGAUGACAUCUACUCCCUAGCAACCAAUCCAACACCGUCUCCGCAGACAGGUGCAUCUGCAUACUCAGCGACCAAUCAGCAGAUUGAGCUUGACCCUGCCAAUUACUCCAACAAAAUCUCGGCCAAUGAGAAUACAGAUGGUUCUGAAUAUGCAACGGUUGUCUUCAGUGAUUAACCAAUUGGCUUUGAUUCUGCCUCUGUCAGUUUAUCCAAAAGUGCCGCCUCUCCCAAGCUAGAAAUGGGUGGAGAUCUUAGCCAAAAGAUGCACCGAUAUGGAAUUUUAGGGCCAAUAACGAUAACCGAUAUUUAUUGGUUUGUUGUGGCCGAUACCGAUAC